AUGGAUGUGCUGAGAAGAGGCGACACGCUAAACCCGAGGGUUAAAAGGAGCAGGAGCAUAAUUCAAAGGGACGAAAGAAACCAGGAGCACAGCAGCGGCAGCGGCAGCAAUCAUCACCAACUGGUGAUUUAUGGGAAUUCUUUCAGAAACAAUUCGCUCGGGUACGCAUGGAAUGCAUACUUUGAUAAGAACAAAAUAAAGAAGAAUAUUAUGGUAUGCUGUGAUUUAAGCAAGAUUUGCAAUGACAUCUUAAAAGGAGUUGAGAACAACAGCUUGACAAUUAAAACGUUUUCCUUUUUGCUCAUUGGGGUGUGUAACAUAUACAAAAAGAAAGUGUAUUUUAUUGGUCAAGAUUACGAUUUUUUAAAAAGGAAGAUCCUGUCUCUUUAUAAAAAUAAGGACAAUGAAUUGAACGACUUGAUGGUAAGUGGUAAGGAUUCCAAGAGAAGAAAAUUAGGAAAGGACAACGAAGAUGAUAGUAGCAAAAAUGGAAAUAAAAAGAGGCUAAAUAGAAAUUCCCUGAAUAUAAAGAGGGGUUCCAUUGGCUUGAACGAAUUAAUCCCUUCCGUAAUUGACAAUUUUACGGGAAGAAAAUCUCGAUUUUCCCUGAACGCUGAUGAGAUAAGUAUUGCCGGGACACAGAACAACAGUUACAAUGACAUGUUUAAUGAGAACGAAAUGAAUAAUGAGAUGCUUCUAGAAAUUUCCGGCUUGAACUAUCUAAAUUUUGACCACGACAAUGAAGACACUGAAAAUGACCAUGGUAAUGGUAAUGUUAAUAGCGGUAUGCAUAAUAACUACAUGGGUAGAAAUAAUGGAAGCAUCAGCAACUGCAGUAGUGUACACAGCAGUAUGGGGAAUUACCAUGACAUGGAAAAGGCAUUAGAGCGGUCAUACAUUUCUAGGAAUAGCAUUCCUAUGAACAACUUUGAUGGGCUGCAUUUGAAUAGGGCCCUAUCUGAGUCGUUUCACAACCCCAUGGAUAAUUUGAACUUGGAAAAUUCUAUAUUGAACAAUAUGAUUCCGAAGAACAUGUUUUCUAAUUUGCAGAAUUCCAUGAAUGAGAGGGGCAGCAUGAUGGGUGAAUUUAACGACUUGGAGUUGAAUUCCGUGCACAGGAGUGACGGGGUGAACUCUAUGAAUAGGUUCAACGAUGGGAUGGAUGGAGGUGACAAUGUUGGUGUGAACCUUGAUGGGAGUAUAGAUAGGAUGAACCUGCAGAACGAAUUUGCGAAUAUGGGUGAUGGACAAGCAUUGCAUCAGCCCUUUGGAAACUUGAAUAUGCAGGGAAAUGAGAAUGGAAAGGGGGUGAACGCAAAUGAUGGAAAACCAUUGGCUAACAACUUUAAUGGGAUGACAAACAUGCCGUAUAAUGUGUCUCCAGGAAACAAUAAUUUCAUGGGAAGGUAUCACAAUAUGAAUACAUCUAUGCAUAACAGAAACGACCUGUAUAAUUUGAAUCCAUUUAUGAGUAUGCAUUCAAUGAAUAACAAUAAUAUGGACGGUAGAAAUAGUUUUGCUCCUUAUGCGCAAAAUAUUCCAAAUCAUAACACCUUUGGAGAUUUAGAUAUGAUGAGUAACGUUAUAGUGGGCAGCAUGUUCACUCCUCAGAAGAAAAGAAAUUUGUCCAAGAAGAAUGCCUACUUGGGAGCCCUAAAUUUUGAGUCUUAUCAGAAUUUUGAUUAUUUCCAUCAGAAGGAUGACGAUGCUUUUAUUAAGAAGUUGAAUACCUUGCUAGGGUUAGAUGAUGAUGAUGAUGAAAAAGAGGGCGGAAGGAACGAUGGGAAAGAAGGCGCAGAAGAAGGGGAAGAAGAGGAUGGUGUGUAUUUAUCCCACAGAGAUAAUGCAAAUAAGGGAUCUGGACAGGGGGGACAGAUGGGCGACUCCUCCAACACGGGAGAAAAUGACAAAUAUGGAAAUAACCAAAUAGUUCUGAAUGAUGAGGGGGAGAAGAACAAGGAGGCAGGUUCUACCCUGAAUGGCUCUACCACCAUGCAGCUGGUAGGGAAGAAAAGAAAAUUAGAAAAACACAUUAUUGAUAAAAAUUAUAUGAUAAAGGAUGCAGUGAUGAAGGGGAUGUUGAAGCACGAAAGUGUAGACUACAAACAUUUUCUUAUCGAAACAAUAAAUAACGAAAUAAAUGAAAAGAUGCAGAAGGACUAUCCGUCCUUUCAACAUUUCUUCCUGCACAACAGCACCGAUAAGGUGAGAAGUGUGCAUAAGUUGGAAAUAAAUUUUGGGUACGAAUCUCAGGAUUUGGAGAAGAAGAAAAAAACGCUCGAAAAUUAUUUAACUUGCUCAGUGGGUAACAAGUCCUUUUUAUAUGAAAAUAAAAACGUGUUUGAUCAUUUUAAUAUAAAAAAAUGCCUGGAUAAUAUCGACGAUAGUAUGGCAUCGAACGAGCACGAGACUCUGUCGAAUCAUUUCUUAUCAUUUGACGGGGAGCACGAAGUAGGGACUAUGAAGAGUGACACAAAUAUGAUGCAUUUCGAGGAGGUGCGAGAGCAAAUGGAUGGAAUGCCAUUUGACCUACCAAAUGAGAACCACACGAAUGAGUACAAAAAUAGGUUCAGCAUAGAUCCAUCUCUAUCACAGCAGGAGCACAUAGACCUAAAUUUGAACGACCUGAAUAUUAAAGAGUUGAGUAUUAACGAUUUGCAUGAUAGGGAUCUGUCUUUUAAGGACGACAUGGGUUCUAGAUUGAACCUGGAUAGUCAGAUGUCGAAAAGUUUGGUGGCUUACGGAGAAAACGGUAGUGUAGAAAAAAUGGACGAAUUAGAAGUGAAUGGAAAUUUCCUACAUGAUCGACUCAAUGCUGAAUUCACUUCCUCUUCGGGAUCCCCCCUCCUAGAUUUGUCUAUCAACUCGAAUUAUGAUUUCUCUAAUGUUUUCACCAAGGACAAUGACAGCUGUUCAGUGCUGGAUGAUAAGUGUGGGCCAGUGGAGAUAAAUUUGAACCAGGACUUUGACUUAAUUGCCAAGGAGUUGCUGGAGGUGUAUAAGAAUUUAUCGACAAAAAUUAACUACAUCUUUUUCGACCUCAUUACCAAGGGUAGACAAUCCAAGGAUGAAGUAGCUGUUUUGUUUUAUAUCACUUUGCACUUGGCAAAUUUGGGGUACAUAAACAUAGUGCAGAAGCCCAUGCUUGCGGACCAGCUGAAUUCCUAUGGGGACAAUUUCUCGAGGCCCAUCCUCAUUCAGUAUAUUGGUCAGAAGGACGACUGA
Messenger RNA from Plasmodium fragile, 3225 nucleotides. RefSeq lists its product as uncharacterized. Gene Ontology annotation, molecular function: chromatin binding; protein binding. The transcript has a single exon. Gene Ontology annotation, biological process: synaptonemal complex assembly; replication-born double-strand break repair via sister chromatid exchange; mitotic sister chromatid cohesion. Bases 1 to 3225 code for a protein of 1074 amino acids. The record is from RefSeq and is a predicted model, not a curated record. NCBI's taxonomy places the organism in Eukaryota, Apicomplexa, Aconoidasida, Haemosporida, Plasmodiidae. Gene Ontology annotation, cellular component: cohesin complex; synaptonemal complex.